AUGAUAUUCAUUAAAAAACAUUUGCGGUUUCUGAAAGCGAAGUGGUCAAUUUUUGGGGCAGUAAUUAUAUUGUUAAUCUUCAUAACGAUUAGCGAAACUUCAAGGAAAUAUAUUGAUUAUCUAACUCAUAUUUCAAUCAAUGGGCAUGCUAGUUCGGAUGACAUAUUUGGCUAUGAGGAUAUCAGGAGAGUUGAUGCAAAAAAAGCCGAAGUAUAUAAAUUUUGGGAUGAAAUAUUCCAACUUGUAGGGGACAACAGAUUACGCCUAAGCAACUAUGAGUAUAGAAACGCAGUAAGUUACACUAAUACUGCUGGUAAGAAAAUAAAGAAUACGAAAGAAGCAUUGUUAUCUAAGGCAGUUAUACCUGACAAAGUGUUAAAAGAGUUGAAAACAAGACAUAAAAGCCUACUCGAAGGGUUGCCAUCAACAUUACCUACAACAAGUUAUCGCCUGGGUACUAAUGGAAUUGUAUUUGUUGGUGGAGGAAGAUAUUCCUGGCUAUCUUAUUUAUCACUUUUGGGCUUGAGAGAGACAGGGUCCAUAUUGCCAGUGGAAUUUGUAUUACCCACACAAGGUGAUUUCAAUGAAGAACUUGAGUUUUGUAUUGAAAUUCUUCCUAAACUUAAUGCUUCAUGUGUUGUUAUACCUGAGGCUUUUGGAGCAGCAGCAAUGCAAGCAUGGAAUAAUAAAAUUAAAUCAUAUCAGUUUAAAUCAUUGGCCUUAUUAGCAUCUUCUUUUCAAAACGUUUUAUUGUUAGAUUCCGAUAAUAUUGUGAUAGAAAACCCUGACCCAUUUUUUGAUAGUGAUCUAUUCAAGAAAUACGGAAUGAUUACCUGGCCUGACUACUCGGAACGUACAAUCUCUCCACAUUUCUAUAACAUUUCAGGUGUUGUGGUCAAUGAGAGAAAACGAGCCAGAUAUCUGCGUCUUCCAAUAAGCUGUGUAGAAAGUGAGGAUAACUUGUCGGAGAAUGAAACGAAUUCUGUACCCUUCCAUGACUUAGAGGGUGCUGUUCCUAAUGUAUCAACGGAAUCGGGCCAACUCUUUAUUAAUAAGCUAUCGCAUGGGAGAACCUUGUUGUUAUCGUUGUAUUAUAAUUUGUACGGACCCAAAUUGUAUUAUAAGUUAUUUUCUUUGGGUGAGUUAGGGGAAGGUGAUAAAGAUACUUUUGCAGCCGCUGCAACUGUAUUAAAACAAGAGUUCUAUCAAUUGAAAUCUUCUAUUAAGAGCAUAGGACAUUAUGGUAGAAACAAUCCUUAUCAAGGGAAAGCAAUGGCACAGAAGAAUCCAGUCAAAGAUUAUGAAAUAUUCAAGGAAAAAGUUUUGAAACCUCUUACAGAGCAGGAGAAGAAAAACGUACCGCUCAAUGAGAGUGUUCAACAUGCGAAGAAAAUUAUGAAAGAUCAUUUUACUUCAGAUAAUGAUAAUCCAAUUUUCGCAAUGCAUUGCCGUUUUCCAAAACUUGACCCAGCUGAGAUUAUGCUGAGGAAGAAAAUAUAUGAUAAGGCUAAUAAAAGAUUGAACUAUAGGAUGUACAAAGGCUUUUCAUUUGAAAGAAGAUUGGCUGCAAACGAUACUAUUACAAUAGAUUUUGAAUUAAAUCAAUGGUCUAAUAUGCAAAGAGCCCUAUGUAUAAAGAAACUUUACUUUAAGUAUUUUGGCCGAGAUAAUACGGAAAUAUGCAAGUUUAUUGAUAACCAAGUCAAUUGGUUAUCGAAAUCUUCAACAUAA
Molecule: messenger RNA, 1731 nt
Organism: Debaryomyces fabryi
Lineage: Eukaryota; Fungi; Ascomycota; Pichiomycetes; Serinales; Debaryomycetaceae
Product: alpha-mannosyltransferase
Exons: 1
Coding region: 1-1731 (576 amino acids)
Biological process (GO): mannan biosynthetic process
Cellular component (GO): Golgi apparatus
Molecular function (GO): alpha-1,2-mannosyltransferase activity
Source: RefSeq, a predicted model, not a curated record